AUGUCCCAGGACCUGCUGAUCGGCAUCUUCUCCAGCGACGUGCCCGAGAGCUUGCGCAAGCCAGCGCUGAGCAAUGUACAACCGUCUUUUGUGGACUAUGGCGACGGAUGCGUGCUGGCCAAGGGCUUCGACAACGAUCGAGCCAUUCAGGCCUAUGAGGCCACCUUGCAAGACAUGAUGGCCAACGGAGGCUUUCAGAAUCCUGCCGUCGGCCAAAUCUGCACCGGCCUGGCUACCCUCUACGAUGCCAAGGCCGCGAUCACCAAAGAUCCGCAGUACUACGACCGCUGUGUCGAGUACAUGUCCAUGGUGCAGCAAGCGAUGCAG
Molecule: messenger RNA, 327 nt
Organism: Symbiodinium sp. CCMP2456
Lineage: Eukaryota; Dinophyceae; Suessiales; Symbiodiniaceae
Source: the annotation of a GenBank genome assembly